This is a messenger RNA of Cuscuta epithymum, 4656 nucleotides long. The record is from the annotation of a GenBank genome assembly. NCBI's taxonomy places the organism in Eukaryota, Viridiplantae, Streptophyta, Magnoliopsida, Solanales, Convolvulaceae.
AGCGUGGAAGGAAGUUAGUUUGGUCUUUUUUACGUUACUACAGUUCUGAAUGUUAAGCUCUGUUUACUGCUUCCGUUUGCUCAGACGUGGUUGUAUGCGACCCUUUCGUUUUCAAGCCUCGAUCGAUAUCUCACCUAUCUGCUGCUCAGUUUUUCAGAAAUGAAAUCACCUAGGGUUGUCCCAAAGUUGUGAAGAUCCAAAGCUUCUCGUGCCAGACGCCUCUGCGGCAAACAUGCCGCCGGCGGAGAGUGACCAACCUGCGCAUUAAUACGCAGCGGUGGUAAAGGAGUCACUCCCAGGAAGACGGUUUCACUCUCAACCGAUCUUUUUUUCCGAUGCGGACCUCCUCGAUAUCCCGGCCAAACCGCCUGGUAGAUUUAAAGGUUUUCCGGCAGAUUCUUUUUCUGAUGACAACACCCAGGUGAUCUCUUCUAAAUUCCUUGAUCUAUUAUAAUCCAGAUUUCUUUUUCGUUGCCUAUUUUCAAUCUGUUUUGCCAAAUCUUCCGGUUUUCUGUGCUCUGGGUUUGACCAUCCCAAAUCAAAAUGUCCCCGGGGCCAAAAUAUUUCGGGCCCUAAACCGAUGAUGCUACAAUUGGCUGAGGUAAUCUGUGUUACGAAUGAGAUUGUUUCUGCCCCAGUUGAUGCCUCAUUCACUCUCCCUUUUGUUGAUCAGGAUACUGGAGUGACUGGUUUUAAGACCAGUUUACUUCAUGUUGUUGAUGCCUCAAACCUUACAGAUUGUGCCACAGUUAACCUUAAAUAUGCUGCUGCCUUAGCCCCAGCUCAAGCUCUUGUUGCUUCUGAUGAAUAUGCCCCUAAUGUUGAUCUUUUUACUUCUGUUAUCUCUGAUCUCCCUCAAAGUGAGGCCCCGGUUGUUGCUUUUUGACUGCAGGAUGAUAUAGGUGUUAAUUCAGUGCAGGUUGAUACCUAUAAAGUACCUACUUAUAUCACUCACAGUGAGGACCCGAUGGUUUCCCUUUCACUCCGGGAUGCCCCUGAAAUACAUGUUGUUAGUCCAAAAAGCCCCUAAUGUUGAUGCCCUUAUUGAUGCUGCUGUUACAGCCCCGUCUGUAACAGUUUCUGUCCCUAAUGACGCCCAUGUUACGGUUUUGGAAUUCCCAUAACCUCCCCCUAUGUAUGAUGUUGUGUUUACUUUUGAUGCCCCAACAAUCCCGAUUAAUGCUUACUAUGAUGAAAAUAUGAGGCCUCGGGUCAACUUGUUUGAGAAAGUAGUCAAUGUGGCAGAUUCUGUGUUUGCCUCAGUAGAUACCCGGCUGCUACCAUCAGCCAUGUAUCAUGUUGCCUUUGAGCGUGAAGAACCCCCGGUGGCCACCUGUAACAAGGCGGUAACCGAGGGAAUUGGCCAUCUUUUGGUUAAUUGUGACAGUCCGGCCCAAACAGGAGAUGAUUAGCUUCUCUCUGAUCCACCAACUGUAGAUGCUACACUUACCCCACACAGGUCCUGUGAUGAAAUCUUUUCUGAGGACAAGAAUACAAACACUUUUUUUUUCCUAAUUCUGUUUCAGGUCAUUAUCCUCCUCCUGUCGAUGAGGAACACUUUGAAGGCUAUACGCAAGUUACAAGAAUAAGAAACAAAAGCAUCGGCUCGCAAGUUCAUCCGUAAAACUUGCCUUUUCUCGUUUCUUUUGUUGCUUUGCUUAUAAUUUUCACAUCUGGAUCCUCAUGUGUGAAGCUAGAGGAACAUGUUUGAUACCCACUGGCUUCAGUCACUUUUGUAUGCAGUUUUUGGCGCUGGGAUGGUAAUUUCUUCUGCUCUCCGUUUUGUUUUUCCAAUCUUUGAUUAUUAUCCCCCCCCCCCCCCCCCCGUAAAAUCUGAUGUGACAAUCUAAAAAAUAUUCUUAGAUUUUUUCUAGAAUUUGUCUAUCAUUUUGUUAGUGUGACUUUCUCUAACAUUCUUUUUACCUUUACCUAGCAUUUUCAGAGACCAUAGUUAAUUACAUCCAGGUUUCAACUAUAAAUCUAAGAAAUUCAUCCAAUAAGAAAACCCUGACUCCUUUUCCAUUUUUUUGCAGUUACACAAGUGAGGGAUUGGGUAUCUAUGUUCUCAAAGAGGUUUCAUCUGGCACAAUUGAGAAUUUCAUCAAUGGUUCUAAAGUAGCUACUAAGGUAAAAAAACAUGUUGUUGCUGUUGAUAAAAUUGAGAGGGACCUAAUUCUUCUUGGAGCCACAACCAUUGAUGAUACACUUUAAAAGGGGGUUAUAACCAAUCUUACAACUUUUUCAUUAUUAAUUACAUAGCAUCCUAUAGUGAUGAUUUUUUCAUCCUUCAAUGAUCAAAUGCACACUUGGUUUCUCUUCUUGUGUAGGUCCCUGAAUGCAUCAACAAACUCACAGUUGCUGCGAUAAAGUUUUGGGUUUUAUUUGGUGAUAAGAUGGAGACAGCAAUCAAUAUUGGGUAUGCCUGCAGUUUACCAAGACCAGGCAUGAAGCUGAUGCUUACUACUCUGGAUUCUCCACAAAAAAUUACUUUGGAAAGUCAAGAAGAAAAGGACGGUGGGGUAUAUAUCGUAGAUGUAUUUUCAUAUUAAUCCAUCACUUUCAUCUUUACAAUGCUCAAUCUUCAUAGGAUUUAAGAAGGGUAACAACGCAAGUAAAUGACGGAAUGUGUCGAAUUGAAUCAAGUACGGAAUUGGUUGGUUUAAUUAUAGAUGGAACUGAACUAUCUUUUGCUCUCAGAGAGUGUAUGAAGAAGCUAUUUUUGGACCUUGCAUUGAAAUGUGCAUCUGUUAUAUGCUGUCUCUCUACACCUAAACAAAAAGCUCUUGUAACAGCAUUGGUGAAAGGAAGUGGUGGAAAGACACUGGCAAUUGGUUAUGGGGCUGAUGAUGUCAGCAUGCUUCAAGAGGCUGAUGUUGGGGUUAGAGUAAGUUGGGUUGAGGGGAUGCAGGUCUUUGUUUAUUUCCUUUCACAUUUAAACUUUCCAUGUGACUCGAGUGUUGAACAGAAAGAAUCUGGCUUGGCGUUUUUUUAAAAACAUUUAGGUGUUCCAAAAGUCAAGUUUUGCUUACUGGUUUUUAGGAAAGGGGUUAUUUCUGAUUUUCUGUAUGCUUAUCGUGGCAUCUUCACGACGAUUUUUACAUCCAAACUUGCUAUUUUUUGUUUGUAUCCUUAAAAACGAGAUGGUGGUUGGUUUCAUCCUUUCCUUCUAUUUGUACUUGGUUUUGUAACUCAAAAAUAUAUCUUAGAAUUGUGUCAGAGAGCUGCGUGUUCAGGGUAUUCUAUCCAUGAAUAUGCUCUAAGUAAAUACCAAAAAAAUGAAGCAGAGUUACUUCCAAUAAGUAUAAGGAAUACAGCAAGGCAUUUAAGGAUUUAAAACAUUUUGAGGAUAAAAGUUUAUCUUUGCAGGACUUACUUUUUGUUCCUUUGUAAACUUGUUUGCUAGGAAAUUAUUGAGAACAGUAUGUUAUCACCUUGACAACUUAUCUUGUACUUAUCCGAUUAUUCGUCUAUUUAUGUUUAUAUGCAUAUUACUGCCUUACCUAUAUGCAUCGGAGUGGUCAAUUUUUUCCUUUCUUACUUAUACUCCGUAUUUUUCUUACCUCAACAUCCCAGAUUCAUUUGUAUGCUUGUUAGUCACCUUUAAGCAAUUGUUAGUCCUGAUUGGAAGUGCCAAAUCCACCACUGUGGAAGGCUUGAUACCGGUCAAUUUACAUUUUCACUCUUUCAGUCAGAUGUCUCACAUGUUUAGCAUUUUCAUUUCACAUGAGGCACGUUUUUCUCCUCAUUCUUUUUUCUUGUUUUCGUGUAUUCGUGUGGAGGAGUGAUCUCGUAUUAUCUUUUCUCAUUCUUUUUUCUUGUUUUCUUAUCUUUUUUUAUUUUAUCAUUUUUAGGUAUAUUCAUUUCUUUUUAUAUUAUCUUUUUCAUAAUAGCUUAUCUUUUUAUCUUUAUUUUCUUUCUUUUCCUUUUGGUGGUGAUAUCAUGUAUCGAUUCAUGUUAGCCGACCCCAAUAUCUUUUGGGACUAAGGCUUGGAUGUUGUUGUUGUUGUUAUUGUAUGAGGCAUGUUUUUUGCUCAAAUUGUCAGGACACAAUUGUGGGUGUUGUUUUUAUUAAGAAUUAUUCCCUCAUUUACUGCUUGGUUGUUUCGAGUAUUUGCUAAUCACAUAUUCAUAGUCUUAGUUUUAAAAGCUUAGUUUGCAGAAGUAGGCAGUUCUCUUUUCUUUCCCCUUUCUUGCUUUGCAAUUUUAUUUUAUUUUAAGGGAUUCAUUUCUCACAAUUUUCAAAAUAUUAUUUGAAUUUUAAUAAACCAUUACUUGUGAGCUUGCACCCUCUCCUAGAUUUUAUUUCACUUCCUACAAGCCUCAACUUAAUAUUGUUUUGUCUGUUUUUGUAGCUCAAACAACUAUUGAAUUUGGAAUACUUUAAGGUAUUAUUGGCAUGGCAAACUCCAUCUUCGGAGUCUCAUUCGUAGUGAAAUCAUUAUUUCUUAUUAUCAUUGGAUUCACUGUUGACAUCUUUCGCAUCUACUCUACUAAGUCUAUUGAUUUGGAAGAGCGUUCCUGGUUUUUUUAUACUAUCAAUACAACUCUUUUGUUCAUAAUCAUAAUUGUAGAAAAUUGAGAUUGUGAUGAAUAUUUACUAAAUAAAAAUGAUGCUUCAUCCAAGACGAACAGUAACUUCUCACUGUAAUUGUUUUA